This is a messenger RNA of Ostrea edulis (European flat oyster), 3426 nucleotides long. RefSeq lists its product as uncharacterized. Gene Ontology annotation, biological process: protein phosphorylation. Gene Ontology annotation, molecular function: ATP binding; protein kinase activity. The record is from RefSeq and is a predicted model, not a curated record. The coding region runs from base 256 to 3291 and encodes 1011 amino acids. The transcript is spliced from 10 exons. Lineage: Eukaryota; Metazoa; Mollusca; Bivalvia; Ostreida; Ostreidae.
UGCAUUUACCUAUUGUACCUGCCCAGUCUUUUUGUUAAGGAGACCUGGCAUUGAGGACGGGCUGUGAAUGUUUUGACAAGAAUGAGGAAGAUUUUAAAUCGUCAGGUAUUAUAAUCGAAAUGCGCUAGCAAAACUCCUCGUCCGUGACGGGGUCUAACAGUGGCCUAUCUGGUACCGGAUACAAAGACGACACACAGAGACAUGGAUUAGGAAGAAAAGCCCGGUAACUUUGCGAGAGUUUCAGUGUAAAACAAAAUGUCGUCUGAGAGUUUCGUUCGUAAGGAUAGCUACCGCGUCACGUGCGAGGAAGAUAUUCUAAACAUCCCGGAUCUCUUGACAGCCCGGGAAAUUCUGAAGAGCUGGGGGCUUCAAGCCCGGGGGAUCCGGGAAAAGGAGCAAGCCGUGCAGAUUCUGCUGCAACACUGGCGGGAAAAGGGUCGACAGUCCGGGGAAGGAGUGAAGAAAGAGAUUUCAAAUGGAUUCCACGAAGCCAUUCGUGACGAUCACCGAAAACGGGAGAAACUCGGAAUCAAAAUCGACGAAACACUGGACUUCUUCAAACGGUUGCCAAGGCAACAGAAAACCGAUCUCCUGCGAUUUAUUCCAGACCUUGUUCAUAAAUGUGAGGUUCGGAAACACGAACUGAUGUCUCCGGAAUGUACCAUUCUCGUGGCAGGAGAAACCGGAGCGGGUAAAAGUAGUUUCAUCAAUCUUCUCCUGGAGACAAACAUCCUACCUACACGACAGUUGGCCUGCACCAGCACGUUUUGUGAACUACACAAGAGCAGAGACAAUCGAAAGACGGCCACGUUCUACUACAAAACGUAUGAGGCCAGAGGAAAGGAAAAAUCUCCGCGAAAACUUGACAUCAGCUCCAAGGAGGGAUUAAAGGAGCUGGCCAAUGGUAUCAUGGAGAUCGACGAAGACAUGGACGAGAGUCCGUACGAACGAAUUGUAAUUCAGUACCCCUUCCCAUUGCUAGAGGAGGGCAUUGUGUUAGUGGAUACUCCUGGUCUGGGAGAGAGUAAAACUCUGAUCAAGCACGUUAGCAGAUAUCUGGAAAAGUCUUUUGGGUUUAUCUACGUCGUCAACAGCUCAAACGCUGGUGGGGUGCAUGAAGGGAGGCUGAAGGAUUUUCUCCGGACAGUAGUAAAUAUGACUGAUGAAGAAAUGCACCACGACUGCACCAUGUUUAUUUGUAAUAAAUGGGAAACCGUGCCCGACAAAUUUAAAGAGGAAGUUAGAAUCGACACUAUGCGAAAGCUACAAAAGUUCUUCCGAAAUAUCACAGAGGACCAGCUAUUCUUCAUGUCUGUGGAUGAGACGCAGAGGCACUACAGCACCCUCGGUAAAAUGUCACCGGAACAUCACGCCAUGUUGGCUGGGAUUAAGCUGCUACUUCCGGCUAGCCUUGAGAAUAAAUUGAACAUUCACUACAGAUUUAUCUCCCAAAUCCUAAAGAGAUCCAUAUACUCGUUGAAAGUUGCCAACAACAUGGCGAAAUGCAGCAAUAAUGAAAAGGAGGAAAUGAUCAAGGACAUAAAGGCCCGGAUGCAAACGGUUCAAUGUAAGGCCAUGCAAUCAGUGGACGAUCUACGACGAGGGAUGGAGUUUGAAAUCAAAAGUCUAUACGAAAGUGUGAAGAGCUUGGUUAACUCCGAGGACUUCCGAAGAGUUUGCAAAGUCUGGGAACCAAGGGAAUGUCCAGGUUCAAAAGAUACGAAAAAGCUCAUCAUGGAUGCCUCGGAAAUUAUUGAAAAUCGAGUAUGUAUGACCAUAGACCGGUGGGAGAAACAGUAUAACAUAAUAAGGACUCUCAAGAAUAAGAUUAUUUCCAAACUGAAACGAGACUGUGAGCUGAUGGAGGACCAGAUCCGUGAGAUAGAAAGUACUCUUAUUGCCGGAGAAAACGCCAUAAUCAGAGAUCUACAUCAAUCAAUGAGAGGUGGUCCGAGGGGUAGGAAGUCGAAAGCCAAGAAGAAAAAUGAUAAAAAAGAUGACAAAAUUGCAGACCUCAAAGUUCGAUCGCUAGGGGGCGCUGUUAGUAUCACUGGGAGAUUCGACAACAGCAAAGGAGUCAAGUCUCACUUCAAGAAUUUCAAGAAGAAAUCACCGGAAGUGAGCAUGGCAGAAGCUACCGAUCUCUACUUACAAAAUAUUUUUAACGCAGAAGAACUUUUUAAAAAUAUAGAAAUCUAUCUCACGCGUUAUACAAAGGGAAUUGAUUUGGUGGCUCGAAAAAUUCCGGACUUCAUUUCGUCGGAUCAAGAUAUGAUAAUUGAGAUAGAAAAACAGCUUGAGGAAUCCGCCGAAUGUAUGCAUGAAGUUCCGGAACUUAUCCGGAAAUGCUCUGUCAUUCAGGGGAAUUUAGACGUGUUAUACGUACAUGAUAUCAUGCGGAAGGACUACCGGCUACGAGAUUUGGAAUGGAGCGACAGAUCAAAGCUUGGAAGUGGUGCAUUUGCAGAUGUAUAUGCCGCCAAACUUCGACAGGGUGACAAAUUCGAAAAUGUGGCUCUGAAGUGGUUUAAAGAUUCGAUCAAAUCCAACACGGUAUCUGAUAUCUUGUUGGAGGACCACACAAUGAGAGAGAUGGAGCACCGUCAUCUAAUUCGUUACUAUGGCUGCACACUACAAGUUAAGGGAGCCAAAGUCCACUGGAUAAUGAUCCUGGAAUUCUGUGAAUGCACACUUAAAGACAGACUUAUCAACGAUGACUACCAAAAUCCCGGAAAAGUAGACGAAUCGUUACAGCAAAAGCCAAAAUUAGAAAUGGCGCGGUACUCCUCGCAGAUUUGUCAUGGGUUGGAAUAUCUCCAUAGCAAGGACUUGGUUCAUCGGGAUCUGAAGCUUGAAAACGUUUUGCUAACGAGUGAUGACGUAGUAAAACUCACAGAUGUUGGCCUUUCUAAGCCGCAAACAGAUAUCUCGGGAACUCUCGCGGGAUCUCCAGUGUACAUGGCGCCUGAAAUCCAUCUACAGAAAGGCAUUUACAAUCGGAAGGCGGACAUAUUCAGCCUCGGUAUCAUGUUGUGGGAAAUGUGGUAUGGCGUGGAUGCGGCUGACCACAUUUCGGAAGCUCUGACCAAGAGAGGAGUGAAAGCCAUGCAACUGGGACAACUUUUGGAAAAAGGACUAAGACCGGAAAUGUUUGAUCGUUUCCGGCCAAAUCCUGAAUGGGGCAAUAUUAUCACGCAAUGCUGGACUCUGGAGUCGAGAAAGAGGCCUGAGGCUCGCCACGUGCGAAGAUUCUUUGAAGAUUUCCUAAGUUUGAAUCAACGGGUGAAAUGAAAAAUGGACGUUAAUUAAUGAAACUGGAAAUUGAAUCUUUCAAUUAAAAUAUUUUUGUGUUUUGAAUAAUGUGCACAUUGUUUAUUUAGAAAUAGAUACAUGUAUGAAGGAUAAUAAAUAUGACAAAAAUGCAAA